This is a messenger RNA of Fomitopsis serialis, 1099 nucleotides long. RefSeq lists its product as uncharacterized. The transcript has 3 exons. Lineage: Eukaryota; Fungi; Basidiomycota; Agaricomycetes; Polyporales; Fomitopsidaceae. The record is from RefSeq and is a predicted model, not a curated record. Bases 153 to 752 code for a protein of 199 amino acids.
GGGUCAGCCACAGUAUGUAAUGCGGCCAGUUCAGCACGGCACCGCGACGAUGAUGGUCAUCUCCUGCGCUCAUCGAGCCUUGUUCUUAUCUCGUGAAUUGCUGCCAUAACCUCCUCGCAAAUUGAAUGGCAGACUGACCACGGCAGCGGCCAAUGGGGCCACUUCGUACGCUACGUCGGCCCAACCCAACCACGGCAGUCGUCCGGGGUGACACCAAUAUUCGCCCCGUACAUCUGCGUCGAGAACGGUGUCUUGACUACUGUGAAAUACCAGGUCCGGUGUCCAUGAUCCGGACCUCCAAGUCUUGGCGCUUUAGUACGGUGCAGUACGCUUCGACAUGCCUCUGCGACAAUAGCCUUUCACUUGAUCACGGGUGGCUAUACCUAUUGUGUGGCUCCUGCGUAUGUUUUUUGUUUCGUCCCUCCGCCCCUGACCGUUCUGGUAUAAAUACAGCGUCCGCGUUACGCCAUCCCCGUACCUCAACAAGGCCUAUUCGCACCGCUCGUCUCCGUUGCACCAGCAUGCCCCCGCCACACCUCCGACCCGCGAGACGCGCCCUUGCCAGAAGCCAUCCGAGACAAGAACACCAAACGUAUACGCGUUACGGCCCAGCCUGCCCCGCUCGCCGGUCCGCGCGUAUGCGCACGGCCACCUCCCAGGCGUCGACCUGGUCUACGUCUAUGGGAAGCAGUGGUCCGCCGCGGUACGGACCGCCCCUCGUCGUCAAUGACCGUGCUGCACGCGCUCUAUAGCGUUCGGUGGUCGCAGUCCACAGGGCCGUUCGCGAAGAGCCACAGUUCUAUGGCCUGAUCAUAGGACACGUUUCGCGUCCCGCACGGGCGUGCUCGCGUGUGGAGUCGGUUAACACGUCCGUCCAGGGACGGGGACUCCCACUCACGGACACUGCUGUUAGACGGUACUCCGGCUCCGGCAUGACACGGCGAUUCCACACAUCGCUGUCCUUCUGCAGCUGUGCAACUGCUGCGGAGACGCUGAGAGAAUGGUCGGCAGCGCGCCUCAUCCAGUACUACUAUCUGCUGCCAUCGGUGAUCCUAUCAUCGGUUUCUCUAUGGUUGAAAUAUAACAGCCUUCGAACCAA